Molecule: messenger RNA, 882 nt
Organism: Pimephales promelas (fathead minnow)
Lineage: Eukaryota; Metazoa; Chordata; Actinopteri; Cypriniformes; Leuciscidae
Gene: crybb1l2
Product: crystallin, beta B1, like 2
Biological process (GO): visual perception; lens development in camera-type eye
Molecular function (GO): structural constituent of eye lens
Source: RefSeq, a predicted model, not a curated record
ACACACUGACACACUGAUUGAGACAGACAGCGGCUACUGACUAACACACAGUCAUCAUGUCCACUGGUGGAGAGAAGUCCAAGCCCGCCUCCCAGCCUGAUGGAAAGGCUGCUCAGACUCAAAAGAGAACCGAGAUGGGUGUGGGAAAUUACAAGAUGUUUGUGUUUGAUCAGGAGAACUUCCAGGGCCGCAUGAUCGAGAUCUCCAACGAGUGCAUGAACGUGUGUGAAAUGGGCAUGGAUAGAGUGCGUUCCCUCCGCGUGGAGUGUGGCCCUUGGGUGGGUUGGGAACAGAUGAACUUCUGCGGAGAGAUGUACAUCUUGGAGAAGGGUGAGUACCCCCGUUGGGACUGCUGGAGCAACUGCCACAGGAAUGACUACCUGCUGUCCUUCAGACCUAUCAGAAUGGACCCAGAAAAGCAUAAGAUCUGUCUGUUUGAAGUCGGUGAGUUCAAGGGCCGUAAAAUGGAGAUUAUGGAUGACGAUGUGCCCAGUAUGUACACCUUCGGCUUCACCGACCGCGUUGGCAGCAUCAUGGUCAGCUGUGGCACUUGGGUGGGUUACCAGUAUCCUGGUUACCGUGGCAGCCAAUACCUCCUGGAGAAGGGUGAAUACCGUCACUUUAAUGAGUUUGGCGCUCGUCAUCCCCAAUUUCAGUCCGUCAGGCGCAUCCGUGACAUGCAGUGGCACCCAGACGGCUGUUACACUAUGGCCACCAAGUGAGGGCUAGGGAGGACGAGAAAGAGAGGGAACAGGGGAGAGAGAAAGAGAGGAGGAGGAGGAGAUGAAGGAGGUGGAGGGGGGAGGGCCAGGAAGGAGAGGAGGAGCGCACCACCCGAAUGAGUCAUCCUGGGAAGGGAAAGAAGGAGAGAGGGCUUUGCAA